CAAAGGCUGAUGAGACCGGCUCAGAGCGGGGUCCUGUCAGUGUCACCUCGGACAACAUGGCGGCUGUGAGGAGUAUCGGAGCUCUGGUCCGACUGGGCGGAAAGACAGGCUUCACCUGCCGAUCGCUGUCCGUGUCGUCUGCCAUGCUCUCAAGAACGCACGUGAGCUACGAAGUUAAACAAGAUGUCGCCGUUGUCCGAUUCAACACCCCAAAUUCUAAGGUGAACACGCUGUCCAAGCAGCUGCAGAGCGAAUUCAGCGACGUCAUGAAGGAAAUCUGGGCCAACGAUGCUGUGAAAAGUGCCGUCCUGAUCUCCAGCAAACCCGGCUGCUUCAUUGCCGGGGCCGACAUCAAGUGAGAGG
This is a messenger RNA of Nanorana parkeri, 363 nucleotides long. Its product is annotated as trifunctional enzyme subunit alpha, mitochondrial-like. Bases 57 to 359 code for a protein of 100 amino acids. The transcript is spliced from 4 exons. Gene Ontology annotation, cellular component: mitochondrial fatty acid beta-oxidation multienzyme complex. The record is from RefSeq and is a predicted model, not a curated record. Gene Ontology annotation, biological process: fatty acid beta-oxidation. Lineage: Eukaryota; Metazoa; Chordata; Amphibia; Anura; Dicroglossidae. Gene Ontology annotation, molecular function: enoyl-CoA hydratase activity; long-chain (3S)-3-hydroxyacyl-CoA dehydrogenase (NAD+) activity.